AUGUCUUCGCUAAAGAAGAGAGCCGUGGCAGUCAGCUUCAUCUUCAAGUUCCCAGACGGAAAUGUCUCCCGCAGACCCCAGGUUGCGCUGUUCCGUAGAAGCGGGGAGGUAAAUACAUAUCCCCACAAACUCGCCCCCAUCUCAGGCAGCGUCGACCCCCAAGACUGUUCCCCCCUCGCCACAGCCUGGCGCGAACUCGCCGAAGAAACCACUCUCACAGCAUCCUCUCUGCGUCUCUUCCGCCAGGGCAAGCCCUAUUCCUUCACAGAUUUGGACGUCGGCCGCGAAUGGACAAUCAACCCGUUUGCUUUCAUCCUGAAGUCUGCUCGGCAAGGCGGUGCAGGCGAAGAGGGCAUCAAAAUCGACUGGGAGCACGAGGCAUUCCAAUGGUUCGACCCUGAUGAAAUCUCCGACGAUGAAGCCUUUCAAGGCGUACCGCGACUGAAAGAAAGUCUACGACGAGUCUGGUUCGAGAUUGAUCUGGGCAAAGACGCAGCCGACGUCCUAGCAGCUGGGCUUAAAGCGCUGCAGGACGACCAUGUAAGUGGUGCACGAGAAUUAGCAGCAAAAGCCCUCGACAUCUAUCUCGACGUGAUUCCCCGUCUAGAAACAAACGACCAAACGUCAUGGUGGAAGAAUGUCAGAUUCGCAGCAUGGCAUCUCUGGAAGAACGGCCGAGAGAGCAUGGGCGCCCCUAUCCUCAGCGUCGUCCUGUCCAGCCUCGACAUCAUCGAGAAGCAUCUGCCAACCAACAGCAGCAGCAGUCUCUCAAACAGAAUAGUCGAACAAAUCUGCGCUGCACUCAAGGACUUUGCAAAAGCAAGACAGCAAUCGGGAACCAAAAUCAUCACCACCUUCGCCUCCUUCUUAGACCACUUCCCCAGCGACAAGCCUCUCAAAAUCAUCACCCUCUCAUCCAGCUCAACAAUCACUUCCUCCCUCACCCACGUCCUCUCAUCAGAUUCCUCUACUCGUCCCCUCGACAUCCACGUCCUCGAAUCCCGCCCCCUCUUCGAAGGCGUCAAAGUCGCCCAACGCCUCUCCUCCACUAUCCAACUCCACCCCAGCAUCAACGCCAGCAUCACCCUCCACACCGACGCCAGCGCCGCACUCGCCUCCCAAAACGCGCACAUCCUCCUCCUCGGCGCAGACCUCAUCGACAAAUCCGGCAACGUGAGCAACAAGACCGGCUCUCUGCCCGCCGUCCUCGCAGCGAGGCAUGUUUCUCCCGGUGUGAAAAUCGUCGUCGUUGCAGAAAAGGAGAAGAUUUUGCCGUUUGAUCCGCCUGGGCAUGAUGAGGACAAUGAUGCGGGGGAGCUUGUUCGUAGCUGGGGAGAUGUUGUUGGGUCGGCGUCAGAGGGAUCUGAUGGGGAGCUGAGGGGCGUGACUGUGAAGAACGUGUACUUUGAGUGGGUGCCUGCGACGAUGGUAGAUGUGUAUCUCACGGAGGAUGGCAUUGAGGGCACGCAAGAUGUGGAAAGGUGGGCAGGAGAGGUGCGGCAGAAAGCAGAUCGCUUCUUUGAUGAUCUUUGA
Trichoderma gamsii is the source of this 1533-nucleotide messenger RNA. RefSeq lists its product as hypothetical. Lineage: Eukaryota; Fungi; Ascomycota; Sordariomycetes; Hypocreales; Hypocreaceae. The record is from RefSeq and is a predicted model, not a curated record. Gene Ontology annotation, molecular function: S-methyl-5-thioribose-1-phosphate isomerase activity. Bases 1 to 1533 code for a protein of 510 amino acids. The transcript has 2 exons.